Bipolaris zeicola 26-R-13 is the source of this 153-nucleotide messenger RNA. RefSeq lists its product as uncharacterized. NCBI's taxonomy places the organism in Eukaryota, Fungi, Ascomycota, Dothideomycetes, Pleosporales, Pleosporaceae. The transcript has a single exon. The record is from RefSeq and is a predicted model, not a curated record. The annotation marks the transcript as partial.
CAAAGAGAGUCUGCUCCAGAACCUAUAGAUAUCGGCGCUCCCUCGCGACCGCGACCUCGACCUCGACAUUGGCGCCGAAGACAACUUUAUCCGUAUCGGGGGCGAUGGCAAGGAGUUGGUUGCCGGUACUUCUUGUCGCUUGCAAUUCUGUAG